Molecule: messenger RNA, 4850 nt
Organism: Sinocyclocheilus anshuiensis
Lineage: Eukaryota; Metazoa; Chordata; Actinopteri; Cypriniformes; Cyprinidae
Product: mineralocorticoid receptor-like
Exons: 9
Coding region: 400-3315 (971 amino acids)
Biological process (GO): regulation of DNA-templated transcription
Molecular function (GO): DNA-binding transcription factor activity; sequence-specific DNA binding; zinc ion binding
Source: RefSeq, a predicted model, not a curated record
AUGUGCACACAGUGACGUCGCUACGCAAGUCUGUCUGAUUCCUCUGCUGUUUGUAUUAGUCUUCAGUUGGGCGCCUUCAACAAUCUAGUAGCAACGUGCACGUAAACAGAAAACAAACGACAGGACGUCUCGGUGAAGUCGCCGAUGACCGCUGUACGCGUAAUGCGCUGUCGUUAAGGAUCUCGCGUCAUGCGCGCGGCAGUGUGCGGUGCGUUCAGCUGUCACAACUGAAACUAGUACAUGCAAGCAGUCGCAACACUGGGAAUACUUCUAAACACAACUUAACGCCACUGUUUGGUGUCAUUCUCUCAGUUUUGUGCAUUGGAUUACUAGUGACCAGCAGUAGAGAUAACUGUCACAAUUGGAUGUCGUAAUUACGGUUUAUCAAAUGAUCCAGGUAUGGAGACUAAAAGAUACCAAAGUUACUGCGAAGGGGCAAAUGCAGAAAGCAAAUGGGCACAGAUGCCGAACACCAUGGAGUACUGCUGUUCUGCCGAAGAGAAUUUGACAAACAGCGACGUGCUCAUGGAUAUUGUUAACUCGAGCAAUGCCCCUAACGUGCCGUCUGCCUGCAAGGACAACAACUUUAAAACUACAGAGACAACAAUGCUUAGAGUUAACCAGAAUCAACCGUUACCUUUUCCCUCCUUUAACAACUCCUUCCACAACCGCAAGUCAGAAACAGACUCAAAGGAGCUCUCCAAAACAGUUGCUGAGUCUAUGGGCUUGUACAUGAAUGCUGCCAGGGAGGCAGACUUUAGCUUUGCCCAACAGGGUACUGCAGGAGGGCAGGGUAACCCGGAGAAACUGUAUCCUCUUUGUGGGAGAGCAAUUGAAGACAGCCAGUCCAAAAUGACUGGGAGUCCAAAGAUGAAAGCUCCCCCAGCUUCAUUCCCACCUGGGGCCCAGCUACCCAAUGGUGGCCCUCAGGAGUGCGGUGUGGUCUCUGCCUCAGUGCCCUCUGCACUGGCCACUGCUCUUUCGUGCAGCACUGAUGGGUCUGGACCCAUGUCUAGUCCUACCGGACACAACAUGGUGUCAUCCACUACCAGCCCCAUCUUCUUUGACUCUGAUUGUCCGACGCUGGCUUCUGCCUGCAAAAACUUGACCCAAGGUCAACACACCAGUCCCAACACCUGUAGCCCUGUAAAGUCCAGCAUGGUGGGGUCACCUCCACUGGCCAGUCCGCUCAGUGUUAUGAAGUCUCCAGUUUCCAGCCCUCAUAGCAUAGGUAGUGUGAGCUCACCGCUUUCCUGUAACACCAACAUGAGAUCAUCCGUCUCAAGCCCAACAACAAAUGGAGGCAAUACCUGUAACAUUAGACCAUCCCUCUCCAGUCCACCCACCGUUGGCAGCAUGACCAUGUCCAGUCCCAGGAACUCAUCCAGGGGCUUCUCGGUCUCUAGCCCUCCCAGUGGAUUGGGCCUAGUUCAAAAUGAUAUCAACAGCCCUGAGAGCCGAGAGCACGACUUCAAGGCAUUCGAGUUCCCGAAGGUAGAAAAUGUGGAUGGGGAAAUAUUUAACAUCGGCUUGGAUGCUAUGGGCGUGGCCAAAUAUAUCAAAAACGAACCUGGCACUGAUUACAGGAGUAUGUGCCUAGGCAGCAGCAAGAGCGCCAUGCCACAUUCUCCUUUCGUAACUCACAUUAAAACAGAGCCGAACAGAGAGGCGACAUGUUCGAACCUCCAGUUUGUAGAGCCGCAGCACUCUCUAGGCUGCUUUCCUUCUACAGAGACCACAUACUUGUCUUUGAGGGAUAAUAUUGACGAAUAUAGUCUUUCUGGGAUCUUGGGACCUCCUGUUUCGUCUCUGAAUGGCAACUAUGAACCUGGUGUGUUUCCUAACAAAGGCCUGCCUAAGGGGAUUAAACAGGAAACCAAUGAUGGCGGCUAUUACCAAGAGAAUAAUAAUGUGCCCACGCCGGCUAUUGUUGGCGUUAAUUCAGGUGGACAUUCAUUUCAUUACCAGAUCGGAGCGCAAGGAACAAUGUUGUUUUCACGCCACAAUCUGAGGGACCAGACGAACCCCUUGUUGAAUCUAAUUUCUCCAGUUACUGGAUUAAUGGAGACGUGGAAAACUCGCCCAGGCCUGUCACAGGGGCCUCUCUCUGCCAGAGGGGAUGGCUAUCCAGGCUCUGUCUGCCUUACAGAAAACUUGGAAAGUGCAUCUUUGAGACACACGUCUUCAACAGCCAAAGUGUGUCUGGUGUGUGCAGACGAGGCGUCAGGAUGUCACUAUGGGGUUGUUACAUGUGGAAGCUGUAAAGUUUUCUUCAAAAGAGCAGUAGAAGGUCAGCACAACUACCUUUGUGCUGGGAGGAAUGACUGUAUCAUUGACAAGAUUCGGAGGAAAAACUGUCCAGCAUGCAGAGUACGGAAGUGUCUACAAGCCGGGAUGAAUCUUGGGGCACGGAAAUCCAAGAAGUUGGGGAAGAUGAAGAGCGUUAGCGAGGAUUCCUCCCUGCAGAACUCAAAGGACGGGCCUCCGUUUCUGACCUCGGAGAAAGAGUUGAGCUCAGCCAAUGCUCUUGUCCCCCACGUCCCCACGGUAGCACCGUUUCUGUCACCGUCCGUGUGUAGCGUCCUGGAGCUCAUAGAGCCUGAAGUGGUGUUCGCGGGCUAUGACAACACACAGCCCGACACAACCGACCACCUGCUCACCAGCCUCAACCACCUCGCCGGAAAACAGAUGAUCCGAGUGGUCAAGUGGGCCAAAGUACUUCCAGGUUUCCGCAGUCUACCUAUUGAGGACCAAAUCACGCUGAUCCAGUAUUCCUGGAUGUGUCUCUCCUCCUUCUCCCUCAGCUGGAGAUCCUACAAACACACCAACGCCCAAAUGCUGUACUUCGCCCCUGACCUCGUCUUCAACGAGGAACGUAUGCAGCAGUCAGCCAUGUACGAUCUGUGUGUGGGCAUGCGGCAGGUGAGCCAGGAGUUUGUCCGUCUGCAGCUAACUUACGAGGAGUUCCUCGCCAUGAAGGUCCUGUUGCUGCUCAGCACAGUGCCCAAAGAUGGUCUGAAGAAUCAAGGGGCAUUUGAGGAGAUGCGGGUGAAUUACAUCAAGGAGCUCCGUCGCUCAGUUGGGAGAGCCACUAACAAUUCCGGCCAGACAUGGCAGCGCUUUUUCCAGCUCACCAAGCUUUUGGACGCAAUGCAUGAACUCGUAGGGAGCCUGUUGGACUUUUGUUUCUACACUUUCCGUGAAUCCCAGGCUCUGAAAGUCGAGUUCCCCGAGAUGCUGGUGGAAAUUAUCAGUGACCAAAUACCAAAGGUGGAGUCAGGCCUAACACACACCCUCUUCUUUCACAAGAAAUGACUGAAAGCUUGCAAAAGGAGGGAAAAAUUAAGGAUCACAUGAGAGGAAAAGCAGAGGACACUCAGCCCUCAGAGAGCGAACAAGAGCAAGCCCGCUAUGCACAAAGCAAGGCAUAACGAGAGGCUUGGUUUAAAGCCAUAUAAGGCUUGCGUAGUGCGGUAAGGCAAAGAGCGAUCUCUGUACCCAGCCAACGGAGAAGAACUCAUAUUUCAUGUUCAGUGCGUUCCUUACCCCCAAAGACAAUGCUGACAGUGUUCUAUAUGGAUAUUAAGCCAUAUUCUUUGGUAAAGUUAUAGUGCACAGUCACACACAGAAAUAUGGGCCCACAUACUAGACAUAUCCUUGACUCCCAGACCUGUCAAUCUGCCAGUAAAUACCAUUGCGUUUGUAUGUAACUCUCUUACAAUCUGCUGCUCAGAUUAAAAAAUUACAGGUAAGAUUCAGUAAUAAAACUGCUUUUUAUUGCUGGUUAACAUGGAAAUAUUGAUUAAAUUGGGGUGUUUGCAAAGAGGAAAUAAGAUACUCCAAGGGCUACAAUAUAGCUAUUCUGAAUAAUUGUAGAAAAAAUGUAAUCUAAAUUUAUCUGCAAAAAUGGCAUACAUGUGUAUUUUGAUGACUUGAAGUGUUUACAUAGGCCAUGCUGAUUCAGUGCUGCGGUGGCCUGAUGAUUGAUAAGCUGAAAAAAUGGCAGCUCCGAAAAAAUGCUAUUGGAUCGGGCAGACAAAAAAAAACAUGCAACUUUGCAAUACAGCAAAUAUUAUGGCUCGUCUUGUAAAAAAUUGAGCUCACGCAAACACACAUGCCACAUUUUGUGCGCACGCUUGGACUGUAGCAAAUUUCGUAAAUAGUACCUAAGCUGUUACUAAACCAGCUCCCUUUUGACGUUAAGGAAAAUACAGUACUAAUUUACAGUUCCACACAAGAAAAUCAUUUUAUAUGAUUGUGAAGUUUUUGCGUUUCCAAGAAACAAUCCAGCUAGAAGCCAUUUUCUAACAAGGUGCUUCUGUUUUCUUAACGUAAAUAGUAGAUGAUUUUCAGUAGCAGCACGUGUACAGUUAGAUACCGCUUUUCUGAAGCAUACAGCUUUCAUAUUAGUAAACAACAAUAACAGCUGUAGUUCACGUAGUAGUCUAUUGUAAGAAACACACAGGGUUACAUGGACUAAUAACAACAGUAACCUGCUCAUAAACACACAAUAUAUGUGUAUCGUAUGAUUAUAAUUGUUGCUUGUAGGAAUAUUUUUUUCAAACGUUGUACAUAGGAAGUUUUUGAUUUCAGCAACCUUGCAAUUAAAACUUGGCUAUUUGGGGAAAUACCAGUUGACUUGAGAGUACUUGAGUUAAUUGUAUCUUAAAAAGGAAUUUGGACCACUUUUUCAUGUUUCAUAACCCCACUGUGCUACUGAUUGGAAUCAAAAGAGGCUAGUUCUCAAAUGCUGUGAGUCUGAGGACAAUGAAGGUUUGUGUGUGUAUUUGCUUUUCUGUUUUUCUCUCAAAUUUCUUAAAGGCACAGGAUAGCUGACUCAUUUUUGAGAG